AUGUGUGACGAGAUCAUCAUGGGCUGCUGCGCGGCCAUCUUUUGCUCGUCCGGGUCGUCCAACCAAGCGUCCAAGACGACGCGCCCGGUCGACGACGCGCCCGUGGUGCCUAUCGUCGUGAGCCCCGUGCCUGUCGUCGCAACAGCAGUGAGCACCACGAGCCCGUCGAGCGCGGCUACCAAGGACGAAGGCGCGAGCUCUUCGACCAUACCUUGUGCAAAAGACGUCUUGCCUGCGACGACUGAACCCAACUCGAAGUAA
Messenger RNA from Saprolegnia parasitica CBS 223.65, 261 nucleotides. RefSeq lists its product as hypothetical. NCBI's taxonomy places the organism in Eukaryota, Oomycota, Saprolegniomycetes, Saprolegniales, Saprolegniaceae. Bases 1 to 261 code for a protein of 86 amino acids. The transcript has 2 exons. The record is from RefSeq and is a predicted model, not a curated record.